AUUACGACACUCGCUACGGAAGUGAAACAUUGUAGCACACAAGCGGGUUACUGACUUUGAAUGAUCGAUUUUAAUGACACAUUCUAUUUGUGUUACCCAUAUAAUGUUUAUACCUGUAAUAGCUGGAGAAAUAUAGCUAAAAAUCGAGCUAGCAGGGCUAAUUUGGCCUUGUCAGUAAUUCUAGGUACUUUUUUCUUCAUACACGUGAAUACCGUGUUGGCAAUCUGAAGUCAGCUCCUGGUGGCUCACUUCUGAAGACAACAACACUGAAGGAAAGUCAUCUUAAAUCUCUGAAUGAGGCUGUUUGCGAGGUGAAAUCUUCACAUCCUGAGGUCCCUGAAGGAGCACCCACCACAUACCACUUCCAGACUGUAGUUUUGUGAGUGUGAUUGCAGCCGGCUGAGCCCGUUUGUUGGUUUGACAUUGAGCUGCACAGUGGGAGACACUGAGCUAUAAUGAAAACCCCAGUUCAUAGUUAAUUUAAGCCCAGGUCUGUGGUGAUGUUUCGACACUGGGUUGGGAAUUUCUUCCUACGGAGGCUCUUUCACGGAGGGCCAGUGAACCGAGACCAGGUUAUGAAGCAGCUGCAGUGUUGCUAUGCUGAAGACCAGUUGUUUGAUGUGGUGGGCGAGAACAAGGCCGAUCUGACAGUUCACCAUGUCAACGUAGCUGCGAAGAAGCUGUACCAGUUUCAGAGAGGGAAGCCAGAGUUGUUCAAGGCUGAGGACCUCAUCAAGAGCCACCCGCAGUUCUUGACUCUCCGGGUUGUAGCGGAGAAUCAGAUUGCUCUUAUGGAUGAUGAUAAUUUGGUCGACAUACUUUGCAAUUUCCUCAGGUUGAAAGUGGAUUCACACGACUCUCUUGUUCAGCAGUUGGUUUCAGAAGCGUGGCUCAGACUAGACAGAUUUUCAAUGAGUUGCUUAUCCAGGUUUUCCACCUGUCUGACUGAUCACCACCAUAGUCCUCUAAUGGGCCGCAUCGUCGAUAUUAUGGAUCAGAGGUUGUCCUCUAUUGAUAGUGCCAGGAGUCUAACCCUACUGAUGGUCAGUACCUCGUACCUGAUGUCUCCACGGCUUCAGGGCGCCGUUCUUAGCAGGGUAGAGCAUUUCUUGGAAACUAAAGAUGACAUAAAUUUUGACGACCUACAAAGAGUGGUGCAGUUCCUGUACAGGAUCAGGCACAUCCACACCUCCAGACAUCUGCUGAAAACGUGCAACCAAAAAAUAUUGCUGUACAUUCCGAAGCUAACAUACGAUAACAUACGUGAUAUCUCCUUCAUUGUCCGGAUGUAUCAGUCGCUAUAUUACAGCAACCCUGACUUCACACUGGCAGUCAAAUGCAGACUAACAGAACUGAUGAAUUCAAGCAUCGAUACUUCCUCCUUCUCCAGACUGUUUGUCUGUCUGACUCCGUUGGCCAGUCAGGAGAUCAGAGACAGAUUGGAGAACAUGGCCCUCCCGAUGGCGCAUGAGCUCAGUGCGAUGGGGGCUGUGUAUAUGACAGAAGCUCUGUCAGUGACUCGGAGCAAGAAUGUUAUCUUACUGAAAGAAAUUGUAUCAGUAAUCGAAAGGAACCUUCAUGUCUACAAUCCAAGACAGAUAGGCAGAAUCACCGAAGCCUUUUUUCUGCUGAAGUACCACAACAUUGAACUCUCCACUAAAUUAAAAAACCUAUUAACCAAUUUCUUGCAGCACAGCGUCUCAACCCAGGAGGUUUGCGCGUUGACCCGGUGUCUGUCCAUUCUGCCCUGCCCGCAACUUGAUGACGUCAUGGUCUCACGGCUGAAUGCGGUGAUGCCCCAGUGCAGUCUCUAUAAUCUUUGCACCAUUUCUAAUGCUAUUAACAGGAUGGUGCGUAACAGUCCCUCCAACCGCAACAUCACUCCGAGCAAGUUCAUCCCUCUGAUGCAGAAUAUGAACUUCUGCGGGCUGGAGAAGCUACGAACAGCCAAGCGGCUGGACUUGUUGCUAAAGCAGACGAGGUUCAUGAAUGGAGAGUGGUUUGAUGAAAUACUGCUGGAAGAGAUGAUGCUCACCCUUGAGAGGAUGAAAGACCAAAUAAACUGGAGGAAUGUGACUCGGUUGGCCCUCUUCAUAACCAAAAAAAGUUACCUCUGCCCUCCCCUGUUGGAUCGGAUCGCCAGUGUGGCCAUUCAAGACAUUGACAAGAUUUCCAACAAUUCAAGUGUAGCUAGGGCCCUGCUACCGUUCCCUCUCUUGAAUUAUGAUCCUGCACAAAUAGACAACUUCUAUGAUGUUUAUGUUCAUCACAUCACUCCACAUUUCCGCUUCAUUGACCCACAUUUGCUAGUUUCACUGGGACACGCUUUGUCUAUGGCCAAGUGUUAUCCUGAAGAACUAGUCCAAGAAGUCUUCAGUAUAGGUUUUCUGAGAAAGCUGGACAACCAACUGGAAUGUGUGCCUAAUGAGUUCAGCACAAACGUCAGAAUGCGCCUCAUGGAGCUCAAUCGUGCCGUGUGUCUCGAGUGUCCCGAGUUUCAGGUGCCGUGGUUUCAUGAGAGCUUCUGCCAGCAGUGGUUAUGGAGAAGUAAAGAGAUAAGUCCUGUGAGACGGCAAAUCCACAAAACGUUGGGCGAAGUUCUCGGUGGCUCUAACUAUGUUCAAGUAGCAGUUGUCACUCCAUAUUUUCACAGCGUGGACUUCGAAUGCAUCCUGGACAGAAACCUGCAGCCGUUGCCCUACAGCCAGAGUUACGAGAGGACGAAUUCAAAGGAAAACGACAGGGAGGAGCUGCCACCUGGAGCUCAGCGAGUUGCUGUGAACUUUCUUGACUCAGAGGCCUUCUGCAAGAACUCGCACCAUAUUAAAGGUCCAGCACUGUUAAAACAAAGACAUCUUGAAAUCCUGGGAUAUCAUGUCGUUCAGAUCCCUCACUUUGAAUGGAACUCUAUGGAGCUUUCGACAGCGGAUGCCUUGAAGGAGUAUCUGAGGAAGAACCUAUUCAGAGGGCUUUCAGCUUGAAACUUGAGCGUGAACAAUGGAAGAAAUGUUGCAUUGAAUGUUUUGACACAGCUUUUGACUUUUGAGAAUUUUAGAAUGAAUGAAUGAAUGUGAAUAUACAAGUGCUCCUUAUUUUAGUUACUGAGCAUAGAGGUCCUAAACCUCAUUCAUGCUAACUGUUUGUCAUGUAUAUAAUGUGCUUUUGUAUUAAAAUGAAAAUUUCAAUACAAUAUAAAGCUUCAUUAUCUUUUUUAAAUUAUCAAUGGGUUAUAACAAACUUCUGGUAACUAUGCCAAUAUGGGGAGCUCUACAUCUAUCUAUAUAUGACAUAGAGGUUAUCAGCCCUCUCUUGGGGAGUUUUGUAUGUUAAUUCACAC
Messenger RNA from Centropristis striata (black sea bass), 3337 nucleotides. RefSeq names its product FAST kinase domains 1 (gene fastkd1). The record is from RefSeq and is a predicted model, not a curated record. Gene Ontology annotation, molecular function: RNA binding. The transcript has 15 exons. Bases 501 to 2981 code for a protein of 826 amino acids. Gene Ontology annotation, cellular component: ribonucleoprotein granule; mitochondrial matrix. NCBI's taxonomy places the organism in Eukaryota, Metazoa, Chordata, Actinopteri, Perciformes, Serranidae. Gene Ontology annotation, biological process: mitochondrial RNA processing; regulation of mitochondrial mRNA stability.